UGACCUCUUUUCCAGGGUCUAUUCCCACCUCACGCCCUGUGUUCCCGUAUUGGCUCAGGAUCCACCGCGAUACUGACCAGGAUAAAGCACUUACUGAAGAUGAACAAAUGAUCAAUGUACACACAUUUCCAUCUCUCCCACAUGCACUUAAAUACAUUCAACAGCCCAAUCCACAGCCAUUUUCACAUUUAGUAAAAGGACCAUGCAGAAGUUACAUGCAGAUCACUUACCUGAGCACACUUCUCACAAGUUUUUGGUAGCAGGUGUUGGAAAAAAUCAAAUGUGAUUCAUCUGAAAAUGCAACAAAAACAAUGAAUACAGGAAAAUAUGACCAGACGUACCAAGAAUAUGGAUUUUCAUCAGUUAUUGUCAAUGUUGUCAAUUCUUUGGUGUAGUCUGUAGGUGAUAUUUUUUGGCGGUAUGAAUUUAUCACGUGUGUAUUUGGGAGGUUGGGUUGUGGCCAAAAAACAAACAAACAAACAAAAAAACCCAACCCUUUGACCAUCACCCCAUUCAGGCUAAUCAGCCUACAAUAUCCUCAUACUGUUCAAAGAUUAUACACAAUGGAUACAAACAGGGCGUUUUUUUUUUGUGGCCAAUUCACUUUUUGUUAUUAACUGAAUUAAAGCAUAGAUCGAAUUUAUUUAUACGAUUCAUUUUCUGUUUUGUCAUGCAGGAUCUAACUCUCAGGCCAUUUCUGUAGACACCACCACAUUUUUGUUCCUUUUUGAUGGAAUGUUUGCAGAGCUCGAGUCAUGCCUAUCCGUGACAUUCUUCAUCUUUCUAUCAGUAGCCCCUAAGAGAAACCACCAUCCUGAAUAGGCUGUGGGCUUUUAGCUUGACUAGCAGCUGCUAAAUGAAUCACUCUAUGAGGGUUUUGUAGGAGCAGUGGGCUUCAGGAGCAGGCAAGAGCCAUCGGGACCUAGGGUGGAGUGGAGCGCAAGGAUCACGUCGGGAGCAAGCUGCUGUAAGUGGACUCUGAGCUUAAAGCAGGGCUCGGCCUAGAGAUGCCACUUUAAAGCUGACUAUACUACAGGAACCUGGUGAAGAAUCGGCUUCCCGCAGCACCAUACGCCACUGUCUGAGGAAUAUGUACAAUUAGCAACCGAGUCUCAGAAUUUUCACAAUGCCAGCUUUAAAUAAAAUGCUGGUUCUCAGUGUUCUCUUGGCUUUCUUGGGCUAUACUAAAUGUCAGGAUUUGACAAGUUAUGACCUGCUGGAAGAGUUCCGUUUGGUUGAGAGCAGAGGGGUGAGGCAGGUGAAAGGCUCCGAGCCAGACGCAGUAGCGUAUCGUGUAAACCCCUCCCUGCAUCUAAGGAAGAGCUUGAGCGACGUUUACCCAAAUGGUCUGCCUACUGACUACUCUGUCAUAGCCACUUUCAAGAUAACCAAGGAUGAGGCGAAGGCGUCCUGGAACCUUUGGCAGGUUAGCGACCCCGAGGGCCGGGACCUGGUAGGGCUGCGUUUUAAUGGUGACUCUAGAACGCUGGACUUCUUCUACAGCAGCCCCAGCAAUAUACAGAUGCUGCGCACCUUCCACGGUGUGGAAAAACUGUUCGACGGUGAGUGGCACAAACUGGCGCUCAGUGUGAAGGGAGACCAGGUGAAGCUACUGGUGGACUGUGAAGAAGUGAGCACCGAGCCGCUGGAUGAGCCGAGGCCAGUCAUCCUCCGCGGCUACACCUCCAUCGUCAAGAGAACUGCUGGCGGUCGCUCGGUCUCUGUGGACCUGCAGAGGAUGCGUGUUUCCUGUGAUGCUGACCAGGCCUAUUCUGAAGGCUGCUGUGAGCUCUCCAGUGUGUGUGGAGGACAUGCAGAGAUUGGCCUGAGUGCUAGUAGAGGCAGAGCCACAUGUAAAUGUAUCCAUGGACAGCCAGGUCCGCAGGGAAUUUCUGGUCCAAAGGGUCACAGAGGUCUGGCAGGAGAGCCUGGAGAACCAGGGCGAAUGGGAAACUGGGGGCGACGAGGAGAUGCUGGAGAACAUGGAAACAUAGGCCAACCUGGUCCUAAGGGCUAUGCCGGGAUCAAAGGAGAGAAGGGAAUGCGAGGACUCCGUGGCCCUGAAGGUGACAGAGGGCCUAAAGGCCUGAAAGGUUUACCAGGUGCUGCAGGCCACAAGGGAGUGCGAGGGCCUCCUGGAGAGAGAGGGGAGACUGGGUUGCCAGGAGAGAGAGGUUCAGUGGGAGAUCAGGGGUACCUGGGGAUUCCUGGAUAUCAGGGAGUAAAGGGAGACGAAGGCCCCUCUGGAAAAGAUGGACCUCCAGGACCACAGGGCCUGCAGGGUGUUGUGGGAGAUCCUGGUGAAAGAGGAGAACCUGGAGAAAAAGGAAAGCCUGGUAUACCUGGGCCUAAGGGAAGAGUUGGAGACAUGGGAAUAAAGGGUAUUGUUGGUGAUCCAGGUUUACCUGGAAGGGAUGGAGACCCUGGCAUUGAGGCUUAUCAAGGACUUCAAGGGCCUGAGGGCAAAGCUGGAAAAGUUGGCGACAGGGGUGAGAAAGGUGCUCAGGGCCCUCCAGGGAAUAUGGGUCAUCAAGGACGUCCUGGUCUGCAAGGAUAUAAGGGCUCAGCAGGAAAGCCAGGAAGACCAGGACUCAUUGGGCCACCAGGAAAAACGGGACAUAUAGGAUUACCUGGAAAACCAGGCCCAAAGGGAAGUACUGGUAUUCCAGGAUUUCAAGGUGUAAAAGGGGAAAAGGGUGAGAAAGGACAAAAGGGACCAAAAGGAAGGGUGGGGGAUAGAGGUGAGGUAGGGCCACAGGGAGGCCUGGGGAAGCGAGGGCCAGCUGGAGAUACUGGCCGUAAAGGCAACGAGGGGACCAAAGGUGUCCAAGGAGACGAAGGGCCGGAGGGCUUUCUGGGACCUCCAGGUCCACCAGGCCCACCGCUCUCAGCCCAACAUGUUAUCGAGGUCUGCAAGCGUGUGGCGCUGGAACAGAUGUCCACAUUUGCCAACUCUGUGAAGCGGACAUGUGCUGCUGUGUGUCCACUCUACGGCGAUGUGCCUAUGGGUGCCCCUGGUCCCCCAGGCCAAAAGGGACCACCUGGACCACCUGGUGAUCCUGGCAUUGAUGGUGUUGAUGGAGAAGUGGGGCAGCAAGGAUUCUAUGGAGAGCCUGGUGAUCCAGGCAGACAAGGGGUGCGAGGUGAUCAAGGAGAGAAAGGAGACAAGGGUCUAAAAGGUUAUGGUUUAACUGGUUACACUGGAGACCAGGGACAAAAAGGUCAGCGUGGGCGACCUGGCAGAGUAUUCGAUGGGCGCCCUGGUAAAAUGGGUGAGAGAGGCCAUGUCGGCCGACCCGGACUGAGGGGUCACCCUGGACUACCUGGGGUUCCUGGAGUUUGCCUGACUUCAGGGUGUGGUUUGCUCAAUGGGACUGCUGGUAGCACACCCCAACAAGAACCCCAGAGCUCAUCCCGACGGACAUCACAGAGACAGCGGACACGCCCAUAAUGUUGUAGGAUAACUGCAAUUGUGUAGUGAGACAACCGAUGUAAAUACAUACAUCAAAAUAUACCUCCUCAUCAAAAGACUUUAAGAUUCCAGUAAUAAAGCACAGAACCAUCACAAACGUACAGUAUCAACUGAGAAAUGUAUGUGGCUAACAAUGUAUUGUAAUGAUUACAAAUAUUGUCACAAUGUCUUGUGUUUUUAAAAAGGUAUUUAUGUGGCUUCUGAAUCAUUCGUAUGGAAAAUUCCUCCAGGCUUCAUGAAGGACUUUAUUUUUCCUGUCCGAGUAAGCCCACACGGUUUCAUAACUUCAUGCUCAGGUGAGGGUACUGGGGAAGAUGAUUUAAUACUGUAUCUCAAUAGGUUGUAAUUGUAUUUGGCCAUGGGUUAUUUGUGUUUUUCCAAGCAAGUUUCCCCCCUCCCCAAAGAUACAGCAUCACAGAUCAAAAUCUGUUUUCUCAGUAUACAUCAGACUGUUGAUUUUGACCAGUUCUGCCAUCACUGGUUUAAAUGACCUAGAGACCAAGUCAAAGCCACCUCUGUGGUUGACAAACUUCUCACAUGCUUUUCUUCUGACCUAGUGGUGGCCUUUGUGAGUGAAAGAAAAAAAAAAUACUCAUGGUUGUCAUGCCAUGCUUUAUGAACUCCAGCAUACUAAAAUUUUUCGCCUUGCAGCUAAAAAUUUCAGUUCUCAUUAGCCCUCAAAGAAAUUUUGCCAAAAGAGGAUGAUGUCACUUUAGUGUAUGGAUAUUGUGCCAAAUACUAAGCAAGCAGGGUUUUUUUCCCCCCCAGUUCUUUAAGCAAAUGAUCUUUUGUCCAUCUGAUGCUGACAGUUUUUUGGGUAGGUCACUGGAUGUCAUGUCCUCAACUUGCCAGGUUUUUUUUUCCCCCUCCAAAUUUCCUGGAGAGUUUGAACAUUUCGCAAAUCCAGUAGAGAAGGAUACUGCCGUCUGAUCACAUUCUUUUAGAACAAAUAACACAUGACUUUAUUAAAGUGCAUUUUUAAAGCUCUCCUUCAGCAUUUUUAGCAAGUACCUUACAUUUAUUCUAUUGUAAUAUAAUUUUGUAAUUUUUAUUCACAAAUAGGAAAAAAAUAAAUAAAAUAUUGCCCCAUAUAAAUAGCAUUUAUAAAAAUUUUUUUUUAAAAAGAUCACUGAUAUUUUCCAUCACUUGUGUAUAUAACAAAAUGAUUAAAGUUAUUACUGCUUUCUCAAAGUAUUAUAUAACCCAGCUGCUCCUUAUUAUUUUCUCUGCAAUAAUUUAUUUCCUUCUUUUAAAAGGACAAUUAUUACAUGGCCUGUUUCUAGAAAAAUUGUGAGGAUGAUCCAGUUAUCCUAUGAGUAUCGUCAGUGCUUUCAUUUCUGAUGUCUAGAAUAAAUGUUCUUUUAAUAGCUAGAUAAACUGAACUAGACUAGAUUUAUUUUUUGCUUCUUUGGUUUGUCUACUGAAGCUAAGAUCCUAGGUCAAUUAUAAUACUAAGAUUUCUAACUUGGUUCUGGGUGUUUAAAUUCCUGGAGCUCGAGUAUUACCUUACACCUUUCCUCUUUGACUAUAAAUAAAACUACCCGAUAAUUUAAGAAGAGCCAUGAUAAGCAUUUCUGCUAUAUUGGUAAUUUUGGCCUAAUAAGAACAUAUAGAAUAUACAGUAUCUCACAAAAGUGAGUACACCCCUCACAUUUUUGUAAAUAUUUGAUUAUAUCUUUUCAUGUGACAACA
Molecule: messenger RNA, 5164 nt
Organism: Ictalurus punctatus (channel catfish)
Lineage: Eukaryota; Metazoa; Chordata; Actinopteri; Siluriformes; Ictaluridae
Product: collagen alpha-1(XXII) chain
Exons: 28
Coding region: 1127-3451 (774 amino acids)
Source: RefSeq, a predicted model, not a curated record